CGCACACUGAAAAAAAGGGGUAAAUCUACAAUUUUACCCCUAUUUGUCGCCAUACGUAAAACAUCAACAAAUAGUCCUCUGCGCUGCUAUAUAUAUCCAUAUAUAUAUGAUUCAUCCCGUAAAAUAACUUUCCACAACCCCAAAUGCCUCUCCAGGCCCUCAUCCUCGCCGGCAGCCAGUCAUCGCGCAUUGGAGCGCGCAAGGAACUGCUCCGGCUAACGAGCAAUUCGCCAUCGCUUUUCCUGCACCUUGCGCUGGUUCUGAAAAGAGCAUGCCCGGAGCUGGAUGUGGUUCACGUCUCGUUGAAGGACCGGACCGGGACGCUGUAUCUGAUGUACUGCAGGCAUUGAGGGAGCAGGCGGGACAUGUGUACUCUCUAUGGCCGG
Blastomyces dermatitidis ER-3 is the source of this 386-nucleotide messenger RNA. RefSeq lists its product as uncharacterized. The transcript has a single exon. NCBI's taxonomy places the organism in Eukaryota, Fungi, Ascomycota, Eurotiomycetes, Onygenales, Ajellomycetaceae. The record is from RefSeq and is a predicted model, not a curated record. The coding region runs from base 144 to 350 and encodes 68 amino acids.